Messenger RNA from Drosophila elegans, 2835 nucleotides. It is a transcript of the gene FucT6, whose product is annotated as alpha-(1,6)-fucosyltransferase. Gene Ontology annotation, cellular component: Golgi cisterna membrane. The transcript has 5 exons. Lineage: Eukaryota; Metazoa; Arthropoda; Insecta; Diptera; Drosophilidae. Gene Ontology annotation, biological process: protein N-linked glycosylation. The record is from RefSeq and is a predicted model, not a curated record. The coding region runs from base 392 to 2257 and encodes 621 amino acids. Gene Ontology annotation, molecular function: protein binding; glycoprotein 6-alpha-L-fucosyltransferase activity.
CACUAAUCAAAAGAAAACACAGAACAGCAACAUAUAGAAUAAUUUCGCACAUAAGUUGAUUUUGCCACGACUGCCCGAUCGGCACAUCCCUCCGCCGCCGCCGCCCCAGAAGCCAUAGUUCCUCAUUUGCAGUGGAGUUCAAUCGAACUUAAAUGUGGGACUUAACUGGUGGACUAGAGUGACUAUGCUUGGGGAUCGAAACACCUCCUCCGAAUCAAGGUCCUCAUAGAGAACAUUCCCGUGUCCCGCAACCCGCGACCUAAACCCCCCGUUCCCAGUUCCCCGAUCCCUGGACUCCGUGGUGCGAGUCCCCUGAGUGUGAUUGUGGUCCGUGCUCAUACGGAUCCCGGUGCCGGUCCCGGUUCCGAUCCCGAUCCCGGCAAGAAUCGCAAUGUUGCUAGUGCGCCAGCUGUUCGGGGCUUCGGCCAACUCGUGGGCCCGUGCCCUCAUCAUCUUCGUCCUGGCCUGGGUGGGCCUGGUCUAUGUGUUUGUGGUCAAGUUGACCAAUACCCAGGGCCAGCAGGCCGCCGGCGAGAGUGAGCUCAAUGCCCGCCGCAUCUCGCAGGCCCUCCAGAUGCUGGAGCACACGCGCCAGCGCAACGAGGAGCUCAAACAGCUCAUCGACGAGCUGAUGAGUGACCAGCUGGAUAAGCAGAGCGCACUGAAGCUGGUGCAGAGGCUGGAGAACGAUGCAUUGAGUCCGAAGCUGGCGGCGGAAGGCGCCGGUGUGGAACCAGAAUCCAUGUUCGAAUCGGCGCCCGCUGAUCUGCGCGGCUGGAACAAUGUGGCCGAGGCGGCACCCAAUGAUCUGCUGGAUGGGGCCGGUGGCCCCGAUCAUGUGGAAUUCGAGCCCAGCCUGGAGUACGAGUUCACGCGCAGACGCAUCCAGACGAACAUCGCUGAGAUCUGGAACUUCUUCAGCAGCGAGCUGGGCAAGGUGCGCAAGUCGGUGGCCGCCGGCCAUGGCCAUGCCGAUCUGGAGGAGGCCAUCAAUCAGGUGCUGCUGCAGGGCGCCGAGCACAAGCGCUCGCUGUUGAGCGACAUGGAGCGACUGCGUCAAUCCGAUGGCUACGAGUCGUGGCGCCACAAGGAGGCGCGCGACCUAAGCGAUUUGGUGCAGCGACGCUUGCAUCACCUUCAGAAUCCCAGUGACUGUCAGAACGCUCGCAAGCUGGUCUGCAAGCUCAACAAGGGUUGUGGCUACGGCUGUCAACUGCAUCAUGUGGUGUAUUGCUUUAUAGUGGCCUAUGCCACCGAGCGCACGCUCAUCCUGAAAUCGCGCGGCUGGCGGUAUCACAAGGGUGGCUGGGAGGAGGUGUUCCAGCCGGUGUCGAACAGCUGCCACGAUGCCGGCACCGCCAACACGUACAACUGGCCGGGCAAACCGAACACCCAGGUGCUGGUGCUGCCCAUCAUCGACUCGCUGAUGCCGCGACCGCCGUACCUGCCGCUCGCCGUUCCCGAGGAUCUGGCGCCGCGACUCAAGCGCCUGCAUGGUGACCCCAUCGUCUGGUGGGUGGGCCAGUUCCUCAAGUAUUUGCUGCGACCGCAGACACCGACACGCGAUUUCCUAGUCGCUGGCAUGCGCAAUUUGGGUUGGGAACGUCCAAUUGUGGGUGUCCAUGUGCGUCGCACGGACAAAGUGGGCACGGAGGCGGCCUGCCACAGUGUGGAGGAGUAUAUGACCCAUGUGGAGGACUACUACCGCACGCUGGAGGUGAACGGCAGCAGUGUGACGCGACGCAUUUUCCUCGCCUCGGACGAUGCGCAGGUUAUUGAGGAGGCGCGCAGAAAGUACCCGCAGUACCAGAUCAUCGGUGAUCCAGAGGUGGCGCGCAUGGCGUCCGUAUCCACACGAUACACGGACACGGCGCUGAACGGGAUCAUUCUGGACAUCCAUCUGUUGUCCAUGUCCGAUCACUUGGUGUGCACAUUCUCGUCGCAGGUGUGCCGCGUGGCGUACGAGAUCAUGCAGACACUGUAUCCGGAUGCAGCGCAUCGGUUCAAGUCGCUGGACGACAUCUACUACUAUGGCGGCCAGAAUGCGCACAAUCGCCGCGUCGUCAUUGCGCACAAGCCGCGCACGCACGAGGAUCUGCAGCUGCGGGUCGGCGAUCUCGUCUCGGUGGCCGGCAACCAUUGGGAUGGCAACUCGAAGGGCAAGAACACCCGCACCAACCAGGGCGGCCUGUUUCCCUCGUUUAAGGUGGAGGAGAAGGUGGACACCGCCAAGCUGCCUCUGUAUGCGGGCGUCUAGUGGGAUCCCAGCCAUGUUGGCCAUGUUGUUGAUUGAUCUAUUCUUUUUGCCGCAUUCCACCUGGAUCAGGAGUUUCCAUGGUGCACUUCGAUUCGGCUCGGAUCACAUCGGGCACAUCCAAAAUCUACAGAAUGUCCAGAAUCUCAAAUGAAAUCUCGCUCUCUAUGUUACAUUUACACACAUAUAUUGUCCUCAACUUCCUUUCCUUUCGUUUUUGUAACUUUUUCUUCGUGUUUUUACGCUCUGGCUCCGAUUCUGAUUCUGAUUCCGAUUCUGAUUCCGAAUCUAAUUCUUAUUCUGCAUUUGUACAAGUCUUUUAUUUAUUAGUAAGUCGAAAGCCGAAGAAAUUAUGUUGACAAGAAUAUACAUAAAUAUAUAUAUAUAUAUAUAUAUAAAUAAAUUAUAUAUAGGAGUGCAUGUAGGUUCACUAAGCGCAAUAUAGUCUAUCACUUGUAAAAUAGUUGAAAAAAAAAAAACAAAAACAAAAAACACAAAAGAUGAACGCAAAACAAAACUAAAUCUGAUCAAAUUCAAGCGUCAAUAGUAAAAGAAAUAAAUAGUAAUGUUUUAAAAAGAAA